This is a messenger RNA of Besnoitia besnoiti, 2892 nucleotides long. RefSeq lists its product as uncharacterized. The coding region runs from base 1 to 2892 and encodes 963 amino acids. The record is from RefSeq and is a predicted model, not a curated record. NCBI's taxonomy places the organism in Eukaryota, Apicomplexa, Conoidasida, Eucoccidiorida, Sarcocystidae. The transcript is spliced from 5 exons.
AUGGGAGUGAUCAUGCCUCCCUCGACAAGGCAUCUUCUAAGGCGAACGGCAGCUUUUCUCGGUCUCGCAUACUUCACUGUCUUCGUCACAACGUCGUGCCCUCAGGGCGAGGCGCUAAGCUUGCCCUCUCCUGCCCCCAGGUUCUCUCCUAGCCCGAAUCGGGUCGGUCCCUUGGUGCUUUCCCCACGAGCGCCACGCGUCGGAUCCAUCCGUUCGCGUGCCCGCUCUGGCGACAGAUAUACCUCGGAAGAGACAACUGACUUCCGGCAUGCUUCGUCUCCCCUCUCAGCGAAUGAAUCGCAAUCCGUCCGCGCCGAAGAAGAGAGCUUUCUUCGAACCAGCCGACUGCGGGCGCCAGCCGCGGCCGGGGAGGGCGAGCUGAUCAGCUUUGCGGAGGGCGCAGAGUCAGACGGGGCGGUGGCGACCGCGGCAGCGGCGAAGUCCUUUUCUUUUUCUGAGCGGCUCGUGGGAAAGCCGGCAGAGGAAAACACGUCUGGCAGGGCGGAGGAAGAAAAGGGUUCCAGUCGUGAGGCGUCGGCGUCGACUGCAGCGCCCGCGGAGCGUCCGCAAGCGGUUUUUCUGGACGACCCAAAGCCCCGCGCAUUCGGCAUCUUCCACAGGGUCGUUUCGCCUUCUGUUUCCUUCCACAGCCGGCCGCUCUCUCCCUUGAUAAGUUUGCUGAGUCCACUGCACUUCCUCCGCGCCCUGUGGGCUCCCACCCAGUUCACAGCGAUAUCGGCCGACGACGCGGACGACAAGAAGACCGAGGAAGACGAGGAAGCAGACGACGAGAAGCCGGACGAAAAGGACGAAGCGGCUGACAAGACUGGCCGAUCAGCUGCUGCAUCGGCGCCAGAGGCUAAAGCGGCGCAGCCUCCCCAUCGACUCCCGGCGGCAUUUUCUGUUUUGCUUCAGGAGGAAGGAAGCGGAGCGCCGCGUGUGGGCGCCGAGAAGUCCUUUGGAUUUGCCGCGACGACUACUACCACGUACUCUGCGCCGAAGACUUCUUCUCCAUCCUCGGGCGCAGCCGGGAAAGCCGUGAGUAAGGCGGAGGCAGUGGAGCUGGAAGACGAGAGGCGCGUGGACGCUGACGAUGACGCCGCCCGCAGCAGCGAGAGUGAGAAGGAGGCGCGACAGACAGGUGAGGAGAGCGCUGCGGCGGCGGCCCAGAGCGAAGCCGAGACGGAAAAGGCAGAGAAAAAAGAGAAGACUGAAAAAGGAGGCGAAAUGAAAACUGAACUGCAAGAGGAGGAAACGGCUGAGAAGGCAGGCGAAUUUAACUCUGAACAGGCAGUGGCAGAGAAGACUGAGAAGGCUGACGAAUCAAAGUCGGAGCAGGGAGCGGAGGAGAAGACCGCGAAGGGAGGCGAGGCAAAGGCUGAACAGCCAGAGGAGAAGAGUGAGAAGGCUGAGAAGGGAGGCGAAUCAAAGGCUGAACAGCCAGAGGAGAAGAGUGAGAAGGCUGAGAAGGGAGGCGAAUCAAAGGCUGAACAGCCAGAGGAGAAGAGUGAGAAGGCUGAGAAGGGAGGCGAAUCAACGGCUGAACAGUCAGAGGAGAAGAGUGAGAAGGCUGAGAAGGGAGGCGAAUCAAAGGCUGAACAGCCAGAGGAGAAGAGUGAGAAGGCUGAGAAGGGAGGCGAAUCAAAGGCUGAACAGCCAGAGGAGAAGAGUGAGAAGGCUGAGAAGGGAGGCGAAUCAAAGGCUGAUCAGGGCAAAGAACGCGUCGAGGAGUCAUCAGCCGAAGUGCCUGACUCGCCGAAAGCGUCGAAAAUGGAUUUAGCAGUGGAGACUGGCAACUCAGGCGAAUCAAAAGAUGGAGUGCAGCCUACCGCUGUUUCCUCGCCUCCCAAGGGCGCGGAAACUGGGACGACGCCAUCAUGGGAAGCAAAGAAGAAAGGCGACGGAGGCGAGAGUCGGCUAGAAAAUGGGUCGUCUUCCGAGGAUACGUCUCAGGUAUCUGCAGAGGAAGAAGCAGGGGGGCAGCAGGUGAAGCCUCACGAGCCUGAAGACAAGGAAACUCAGAAAACGGCGACAGGCCAUCGCCGGACGGCAACGAAGGACGCGAAGCAGGCGUCACACCCGGAAGCAUCCGAGGACUCUUCUGCGAAGGCAGCUGCAGAAGCCGCUAUCCCGCUUAAGGCCGGGAGCGGCGAAGGCUCGCAAGCCAAGCAGUCGGGCGUUGUUACAUUUACGUUCUGCCUUCGCGGCCACGGAGAGUGCACGCCAGACGAGCCAGAGACCCUGGGAAGGAUCAGCGUGUACGUCGACGAGUCCCUGCAGCUGGAUAUGAGAGACCACGACGACUGGACACUCGUUGGCAAAGCCAUGAAUAAGUGGCUUAAGCACCACUACUUCGAUGGGUCAGAGGGGAAGGCCUUUGGCUGGGCGAAUGCGCUUCGCGGCUGCGUCCUCGACUGGGCGGAGCCGAUAGGAGCGUUCACGCCCAAGUGGAUCAUGAUGAAGAAAAAGGGGUAUAAACCAAAGAAAAGGCAGAGAGAGAUGUUUCUCGACUUCUACACAGAGGACCAGAAGACGGGUCACCGCAUUGCUUCGCUCGUGAACUGUUUCCACUUUCUCACAAGCAUCGACUACUUCUUCGUAACGUCGACAAAGAGCGUCAGCAGCGAGGUGAAGCGGAAAAGGCACUCGGCGCAUGCACUCAUUCUGAAGUCCUCAGCCGACCUUGACUACGAUGCUUUUCUGGAGGAGCGGAGAGAACUCGCCGACAACCUUCAUCCGCCUCCACCUGCUAAACGGCAGCCUGUGAAAAGGCAGCCAGAGAAGUCAGCCCCAGAGUGGUCGGCUUUGUCUCUUGCGUUCUCAAUGGUGCAGAAGCGACGCAGUCGCGCGGCGCUGGCAACAAAGCUUGAAUCGUCUGUCAGGGCUGCGUAG